Neogale vison (American mink) is the source of this 1638-nucleotide messenger RNA. It is a transcript of the gene CD300LF, whose product is annotated as CD300 molecule like family member f. The record is from RefSeq and is a predicted model, not a curated record. The transcript is spliced from 7 exons. Gene Ontology annotation, molecular function: transmembrane signaling receptor activity. Bases 93 to 1040 code for a protein of 315 amino acids. Gene Ontology annotation, cellular component: plasma membrane. NCBI's taxonomy places the organism in Eukaryota, Metazoa, Chordata, Mammalia, Carnivora, Mustelidae.
AGUGCCAGAGUGGGGCGAGCAGAAGGGUGGAAGAUGCCAGGGCUGAGUCGGAGUUGACUCAGUCCACCAAGGGGGGCUUGUGCGAAGAGAGAAUGUACCUGCUGCUGUCCUUCCUCUUCCUCUUCCGGCUCGCAGGCUCAGCUGACAUCAUAGGUCCAGCAGCAGUCAGAGGCCCCGUUGGGGGCCAACUGGCCGUGCACUGUCGCUAUGGCCCCGGGUGGGAGACCUACCGUAAGUGGUGGUGUCGAGGAGCCGUGUGGAGUGACUGCCAUAUCCUCGUUCUUACCGACGGAUCAGAGCGGGAAGCGAAGCGUGACCGAGUAUCCAUCAAGGACGAUUGGAAAUCGCAGAUGUUCACGGUGACCAUGGAGAAGCUCAGGUGGAACGAUACAGACGCUUACUGGUGUGGGAUUGAAAGGACUGGAGUUGACGCUGGGGUCAUUGUUCAAGUGGCCAUUGACCCAGCACCAACUACAGUACCAACCUCCAUCACCCCCUCAACCACCAUGUCCACUGGGACAGCAGAGACUGCGGCCAGCUACCAGUCCAGUGACAGCUCUAACUCCAUGAAGCUCAGCAUCCUGAUUCCCCUCACUGUGGUUGUGUUGCUGCUUCUCCUGGUGGCGGCCUCAUUCUUGGCUUUGAGGAAGAUGAGGCAACAGAACGAAGCUGCUGGGGUAUCCCCAGAGCAGGUGGUCCAGCCCCCGGAAGGGGAGGGGGAUAUCUGCUAUGCAAACCUGGCCCUGCAGUCAACCAGCACCUCCCACGAGUCCUCCCAGAAGAAGGGCUGCACAAAGUCCUCCUCCUCUGCCCCGGAUGACCAGCCGGAAGUGGAAUAUGUCACCAUGGCCCCCCUCCAGAAGGAGGAGAUUCCUUAUGCAGAUCUUUCUUGGGAGCUUUUGAAUCAGGACGCAACCUAUUGCAACAUGAGCUUCCACGUUGCCCACGUUCCCAGCAGGAGCCAAGAGGAAUCCAUGGCAUACAGCAGCAUCAGGAGAUCUAAGCCUGGGCUCCAGGCGCCCCUCACCCACCCCACAUAAGGCCUGUGAGCCUGUUCCUGCUCUGUCUGCUUCCUGCCCCCAGUCGCUUCACGGGGACCAACCGGUGACUGAAGCCUGGUCUCAGGGGGCUUUCGGGAGGGAGCUGGCUUUUCUCCCAUACAGCUUGGAAGGGGUUUGGGGAUAUAUACUCUGCAGCUGCCAAGGGAGUAAUAAUAAUAAUGAUUAUAAUAAUAAUUAACCUUUAUUUAUUGUUUACCAUAUGUGGUGAGGUGAAUAAUGGCCCCCAAAGUUAUCUGUGUCCCAAUCCCCAGAACCUGUGAAUAUGGCAGAAGGAGUCACGUGGGUGUAUGACCUCGAGGAUUUUGAGAUGGGGGAGUAUCCUGGAUUCUCCAGCGGGGCCCUAAGUGUAAUCGCCAGGGUCCUUGUAAGGAGACAAGGUCACAAGAGGAGAUGGCAGCCGAUGAUAGAGGCAGAGGCUGGAGUGAUGUGGCCAGAAAAGACAAGUGAUGGAGUGUCCCCUGGAGCCUCGAGAAGGAACCAGCCCUGCCAACACCCUGACUUUAGUGCAGUGAAACAGAUUGUCCUGCUGGGCUUCAGGACUGUAGGAGAAUAAACUGAUGUGGUGUUAAUGAAGCCA